AUGUCCACCCCCCAGCUGCUAUACUUCCACUGCCCCGAAGCGGCCCUCUCCAUCCGCGCGAAGCUCCUCGCCGCGGACAACCCGGACGUGGCCGCGCAGCUGGUCGCCCACCUGCCCCUGCAGAGCACGCUGGGCCACGUCGUCAUCUCCGGCGAAGCCUUCUGGCUGCCGACGCGCAUCGUGCACCUGGGCCGCGACCACCUGGUCCCGCGACACCCGGGGGCCGUCUAUCUCAACGCCGUCGGGGGCUCGCUGUGCCUGACCUACGGGCGCGUCACCGAGAGCGCGCCGGUGAACAAAGUGGCCGACGUCGAGGCGGCGGACCUGCCCGCCCUCGUCCAGCUGGGCCGUCUGGUGUACGAGCAGACCGUCGCCAGCGCGCGCCACUCCCUCCUCACCAUCCACGUUAGCCUGCAUCCUGACCCUCACAGCCCACCCAAGCACAACCUCACGCUCACGGCGGGGAACCACCCCCAAGGACCCGAAAACAACCACUCCCGCCCCCUCGACAAACCCCUCCCAACCACAACCCCUCCACAGCCCCAAACAUGGCACUCAGCCCUCACCACCAUAACCACACAAACCACCACCAUCUGGCAGCACAUGCCCCCGAGCAUCCACCGCAUCAAAUGGGGGGUAAUCCCCAGCGGCGCCGGCACAGGCGCCCAGUACUUCUCCGUGCUGGUGCACCUGAGGUCCUUCCUCCUGCAUCUGGGCGGCGACGUCCUCUACCGUCUGCUCAAGAUCUCGCUGUACCCCGACCUCCCCUUGGCCGUGGUGCAGCGCAUGACCCGCGAGUUCCUGGUGGCCAACUUCAAUACCUUCGAUAUGUUGGUCGAUCUGGGGCUGGAGGAGAUGCGGGUCAUCGGGGAGGUGUAUUUGGGCGGGCUGGGGAGGGUGGCCUGUAAAGGGGAGUAUCGCGUGUUGACUGGGGCGUUAUUCUCCUAUGUCUGUCGCAUGCAUCGCUGGGUGCAUUUGGUUUUUCCGUGGAAUCUUGGGGUCGCGUUUCCGCAUCGGCGCGUGGAGGAGAUUUUGGGGGUGGCGGGGGUGGGAAUGGCAUUUGGAGAGGGGGUGGAUGGGCUAGAUGGAGGAGGUUUGGAGGGAGGGGUGAGGGUAAGGGUUUAG
Messenger RNA from Aspergillus brunneoviolaceus CBS 621.78, 1125 nucleotides. RefSeq lists its product as uncharacterized. The transcript has a single exon. Lineage: Eukaryota; Fungi; Ascomycota; Eurotiomycetes; Eurotiales; Aspergillaceae. The coding region runs from base 1 to 1125 and encodes 374 amino acids. The record is from RefSeq and is a predicted model, not a curated record.